GACAGUGGGGGCCAUUUUAAUGGCCGUCAAUUAUCGGUGUCGGUUUGUUAAGAAAUUAAAAUGUAAAGUUUAUGUGUAAAACUGAGAGAUUUUGUGAUAAUAUUCUGUCUUAAAUAAAAGUGUUAAUUUGCUUGACGAAAAAUUUUGUGGAACUUAUACUUUCCAAUGUGGAAGCAGUUGGAAAUGGGGCUUAGAGCAUUCUUGCUUUUAGCCUCAAGAAUAUGGACCUGUUUAUGUUUCACUUUGAAAAAACAGACCAGAGCUAUAAUCCAACACCAAUCUGUAAAGUAUGACUUAUUUCCUUUAUCCCCUUUAUCAAGGCAUAGAUUAAGUAUAGUUAGACGUAAAGUUUUAGUUCUUGAUUUGGAUGAAACUUUAAUACACUCACAACAUGAUGGAGUUGUCAGACCGACUGUACGGCCAGGAGUUCCUCCAGAUUUUGUUCUAAAAGUUACAAUUGACAGACAUCCUGUUCGGUUUUUUGUCCAUAAAAGACCCCAUGUGGAUUUCUUUUUGGAUAUUGUUUCACAAUGGUAUGAAUUAGUUGUAUUCACGGCAAGUAUGGAAAUUUAUGGAGCAGCUGUUGCAGAUAAGUUAGAUGCAGGUCGAGGGAUUUUACAAAGGCGUUUUUAUAGACAGCAUUGUACCCCAGAUUUUGGAUCAUAUACAAAAGACUUAAGUGCCAUAUGCAAUGAUCUCUCUAGUGUAUUUAUCCUGGAUAAUAGUCCAGGAGCUUAUAAAGCUUAUCCUGAUAAUGCUAUUCCAAUUAAGUCAUGGUUCUCGGAUCCUACUGAUAUGGCACUGCUCAAUCUCCUGCCCGUAUUAGACGCAUUAAGAUUUACCACCGAUGUCCGGUCUGUCCUGAGUCGCAAUCUACAUCUGCACAGGCUCUGCGGAACUGGAAAUUCAGUAGCGCUGGGCCCCGCACGAUCUCGACCCGCAGAGAGUGUCAGCGCUAAGCCCAAGAACGAACUGGACAGUUUGGCCGAAAGCGUGGUCGCUAGAGUUGACGAGUCAGCCUUGGAGCCGGCGGCGGCCGAGAACGAUACGGCCGCGAGCCCGAAAGACAAGAGGUUUAAAUCGCGAAUUCCGCAGCGCAUGUGCAAUUGACGCCAGCGGAAAUAGGAAAAGGGGAGGAGGGGGGUCGUGAGCAGGACUGGUGGCACUAGGCUAAAUCUGUGAACUUAACGUAGACAAUGUUUCUAUGGUCAUUUCGAGUGAGAUAAGCUUUAUUUUCCCUUGUAAAGUGUAAUUUUUGUAUAUAAAUUUCAUUAAUAUUCAAUAAAAGAUGUAUGUUCUACUAAAUUGGACAUAAUAUGGCUGUUUUACAUGUUGCAAGACUUCCUGCAAGCUCUUGCAGUUUACUUUAUAUGUUGCAACUCUAUUGCGAUCGUUGGUUGGUGGUUGCUUAGUUAAACAGCUAUUUGUUCUAAAGCUGUUUUGCGGUGCAAAUUUCCAGCGCAAUUAGGUGGGAAAACCACUAGGCUAUCAGGUAAUCCCGUUUGUUUUUUGAGAAUAUAUGUUUUUGAAAGUUUCACUGCUUAUUUUCGAAAAUAAAAAAUCUCCAAAUAAAUAAAAUAGUUCCUUCUACGCUGGCAUUAUCCGGCUGCGUACCCCCGUGAUAACGUAAAAAGUUUGUCUUUAAUUAGUUUACACAUGGCACUUUAAAGUAGGCGAACUUCGAGAAAAAUUCACAAUAUAUCACUCAACAAAUCAAGGGCGACGGCCCAGCUACGUCGAAACACCGGUUACCAUUAGAACACCAAAGUUAAGCGACGUAAGGCGAUACUCGUGGAUGGACGGGUGACCGGUUCGAAACUCUGUAUCGUGCUGUUGUCG
Messenger RNA from Sitophilus oryzae (rice weevil), 1839 nucleotides. It is a transcript of the gene Dd, whose product is annotated as CTD nuclear envelope phosphatase 1 homolog. Lineage: Eukaryota; Metazoa; Arthropoda; Insecta; Coleoptera; Curculionidae. The coding region runs from base 166 to 1110 and encodes 314 amino acids. Gene Ontology annotation, molecular function: protein serine/threonine phosphatase activity. The record is from RefSeq and is a predicted model, not a curated record. The transcript is spliced from 6 exons.